AUGAUGCUCGACUCCUAGCGAGAAGCUCCUCCGCACCCGACAUCCGCUGUAAGGGGGAGAACUUAAUAAAAUUCACCAACCAUUCCUGACUAGAAAUAACGUGUUCGUUCAACGUGAAGUGAAUCCGAAGGCGCAACCAUCAAGACAUUAUUUUUGGGGGGGGAAUUUGAGCAUUAAGGUUUUGAUUUUUACAUCAUUUUUUUACAGAAGACAUCGAAAUAUUGUUUUGUGAUUUAUUUUUUAUUUUUAGAAAAAGUCUGAACGAUUAUUUCACACAGUGUUGACUUUCCUGGACGUUUGCAGACUUUAUUCGUGGGCUGAAAUCUCGCAGUAAAUUCGUCGGACCGCUCGUAUAUGUGAUUGGCUUAACAAGUACCUUUAUUCUUCAGCGAGCGAGAGAUCAUGGAGCGCGACUCUACCGCGGGAGGGGCGGAGGACCUGCUCCUGGAGGACAAAGUUUCAAAACUGCGCGCAGGAUCGCUUCAUAAACACGAACUCGCCGAGGCCAUGGAAGUGGAACAGGAAGGACUGGUAGAACAUCAGCCUCUGGAGCAGGACGACCUUAACUUUGAGAAAUGGAAGCCCAAGCCAAAGCCCAAGAGGACGCUGCAUGAGAAAAUAGACGACCUAAAGACGUACCUGUGGAACGCAGAGACUAAGGAGUUCAUGGGCCGCUCGGGGAAGAGCUGGAGCCUUAUUCUUCUCUUCUAUGCAGCAUUAUACAUUUUCCUGGCAGCCAUGUUUGCUGGUUGUAUGUGCUGUCUGAUGUGGUCAAUAAGUCCAUACGCUCCCACCUACAAUGACAGAGUGAUGCCACCAGGUAUGACAAUGUUCCCUCACGUAGACACAGCUCAUGGGUUUGACAUUGCUUUUAAUGCCUCUGACCGAAGCUCAUGGAGGAGGUAUGCGAAAACACUGGAAGCCCAUCUGAAACCCUAUGACGAUGGAUUGCAGGGCAGGCGGAACAUUGCAUGCAAAGGAAAUGCGUAUUUCAUGCAAGAAGACUUGGAGGAGAGUGCCGAGCGCAAGGCAUGUCAGUUUAACAGGUCCUCGCUGGGAGCCUGCUCUGGCCUGCAAGACAAAGAUUUCGGUUACUCCAAGGGAAGACCCUGCAUCCUCGUCAAAAUGAAUCGGAUUCUCGGGUAUCUGCCUGGUCAAGGCACUCCAGUAAAUGUUACAUGUGGAUUAAAGAAAGGGUCAACUGAAGUUCUCGGAGAAGUCAAAUUCUUUCCAAAUCCUAACUUCGACUUGCGGUACUACCCUUACUACGGGAAACUGAGACAUGUAAACUACUCCUCUCCACUGGUGGCGGUGCAAUUUCUUAACGUCCAACACGACACCCCACUGCACAUUCAAUGCAAGCUAAACGGCAAGGGCAUCAUCAACGAUUCACAGACCGACCGUUUUCUGGGUAGUGUGUCUUUCACUUUAGAAGUGGGCGCAUAGGAUCGCAGUAGGCCUAGAGAAAUUGAUUUUAAAACUCUCAAAGUAUGUUAUAAUAAAUGAAAUAGCACACUGGGUGCUGUCUUUACCCAUUAGCCCUCUGAUUAUGCCUCCAGCUACCACUGUGCUAUUUGUGUCAGAGAAAACAAGGAAUUUCCCAGUAUGCAAAAACUGAGAUCCAUACAUCACAUUUAGUAACAUUCAGUACCCAGACACUAGAACUGAACUGACACCUGUCUGAAUUUCAUUAUAGGAUAAAACAAACAAACAAAGAUAUCCAAAUAUGUAGAACCCAUCUAUAGAUGAGGCAUAAUCACACAAAAACGUACAGCCUACAGUGUGACUUAGGCUAAACAAUUCUCUAGAUCUGUGUAGAUUGUAGACAUUAACAUUUAUUAAUUGAUCAGUUCUUUUGGUAAGUCAGAUGUGUAUAUAACACACGUUAAAACUAUUUUUAAUGAUUUUUCCCUGUUAAGGAAAAUUCCCCCUCAGGCCGAAAAAUGACUUGUGAUCUUUUUUUUUUUUUUUUUUUUGCUUGCUCAUUUAAUGGAAUAACAAUCAAAUGUGGUUUAGGAUUAAUAAUUGAUUGUACAUUUUAUUUUUGGACUAAAUUUUCUUUAUUAUUUUUGGAUAUACAACUAAAUUUUGAUUCCAGAGGAAAGGCAUUUUACUGAAAUCCACAGCAAAUCCCAUUUCAUCGAGUUGAUUUUCUUGUUUUGUCUUGUUUUUGUCAAUUAUGCAAUCAGCAUUUCUUAAAAACUAAAUGGCAAACUUCACGUAAUUCAUCUUUGAGUGAAAAUAUCUGUUCAGUUGCCUGUAAGAAGGAUUUCAACAGUAUUAUUUAUUAAUUGUAUUUGAAUAUAUUGACAUGGUACGAACGGUUACAAAGUAUAAUAGUGAGAUGGAAAUCGGUAACUGCACGUCUUUGUUAUUCGGUAAAUACAAUGAAAUAUCCACUGGCUGACAAAGAUUUGCCAGCUCAUGUUUUUAAACGCACUCAUGUUCUAGCAUAAACAAUAAAGACGGAUGAAAAUUAA
Molecule: messenger RNA, 2480 nt
Organism: Danio aesculapii
Lineage: Eukaryota; Metazoa; Chordata; Actinopteri; Cypriniformes; Danionidae
Gene: atp1b4
Product: ATPase Na+/K+ transporting subunit beta 4
Exons: 8
Coding region: 403-1446 (347 amino acids)
Biological process (GO): regulation of DNA-templated transcription; sodium ion transport; potassium ion transport
Cellular component (GO): nuclear inner membrane; sodium:potassium-exchanging ATPase complex
Source: RefSeq, a predicted model, not a curated record